AUGGUUGCAUAUCUUGUUGCCACCAACUUCCCAAACUACGUCGGCUACGACCUCAGCGACAACGUCUGCAACAACUUCGGCAACGACAUCAGCGACAACGUCUGCAACAACAUCGUCUACGACCUCAGCGACAACGUCUGCAACAACAUCAGCUACGACCUCAGCGACAACGUCUGCAACAACAUCGUCUACGACCUCAGCGACAACGUCUGCAACAACAUCAGCUACGACCUCAGCGACAACGUCAGCAACAACAUCAGCUACGACCUCAGCGACAACGUCUGCAACAACAUCGUCUACGACCUCAGCGACAACGUCUGCAACAACAUCAGCUACGACCUCAGCGACAACGUCUGCAACAACAUCGUCUACGACCUCAGCGACAACGUCUGCAACAACUUCAGCAACUACUUCCAUAACAACAUCAAUGACCACGUCUCAAACAACAUCCGUGACAACUUCAGCUACAACAUCAUCAACAACACCGAGGAAAAUAUGCGACAAUUCACCUUUGGGUGUAUCUUGUUGUUCAAAUGUUACCACUUCACCAACAACGUCGGCCACAACGUCCGUCACAACAACGACGACAUCUGCAACGACGUCGGCUACCACUUCAGCCACAACAUCUGCUACAACAUCAGCUACAACGUCAGCCACAACUUCUGCAACUACAUCUGCAACAACGUCAGCUACCACCUCUGCUACCACUUCAGCAACAACCUCCGCUACAACAUCAGCUACAACUUCUGCAACAACGUCAGCUACUACGUCAGCCACUACAUCAGCCACAACUUCUCCAACUACAUCAGCAACAACGUCAGCUACCACAUCUGCUACCACUUCAGCAACAACCUCCGCUACAACCUCUGCAACAACAUCAGCUACUACGUCAGCUACUACAUCAGCCACAACUUCUGCAACUACAUCUGCAACAACGUCAGCUACCACCUCUGCUACCACUUCAGCAACAACCUCAGCUACAACUUCUGCAACAACAUCAGCAACCACAUCUUCUACCACUUCAGCCAUAACAUCAGCAACCACGUCUGCUACUACAUCCGCCACUACGUCUGCAACUACGUCUGCAACAACCUCAGUUACCACUUCAGCAACAACGUCGGUCACAACGUCCGUCACAACAACGACGACAUCUCAACAACGUCGGUCACAACGUCCGUCACAACAACGACGACAUCUGCAACGACGUCGGCUACCACUUCAGCCACAACAUCUGCUACAACAUCAGCUACCACGUCAGCCACAACUUCUGCAACUACAUCUGCAACAACCAACAACGUCGGUCACAACGUCCGUCACAACAACGACGACAUCUGCAACGACGUCGGCUACCACUUCAGCCACAACAUCUGCUACAACAUCAGCUACCACGUCAGCCACAACUUCUGCAACUACAUCAGCCACAACUUCAGCCACAACAUCGGCAACAACGUCGGCUACUACAUCCGCCACUACAUCGGCUACAACGUCAGCUACAACUUCUGCUACUACAUCUGCAACAACGUCAGCUACCACCUCUGCUACCACUUCAGCAACAACCUCCGCUACAACCUCUCAACAACCUCAGCUACCACAUCUGCUACCACUUCAGCCACAACAUCAGCAACCACGUCUGCUACUACAUCCGCCACUACGUCUGCAACUACGUCUGCAACAACCUCAGUUACCACUUCAGCAACAACGUCGGUCACAACGUCCGUCACAACAACGACGACAUCUGCAACGACGUCGGCUACCACUUCAGCCACAACAUCUACAUCUGCAACAACAUCAGCAACCACAUCUGCUACCACUUCAGCAACACAACAACGUCGCAACAACGUCGGUCACAACGUCCGUCACAACAACGACGACAUCUGCAACGACGUCGGCUACCACUUCAGCCACAACAUCUGCUACAACAUCAGCUACCACGUCAGCCACAACUUCUGCAACUACAUCAGCCACAACUUCAGCCACAACAUCGGCAACAACGUCGGCUACUACAUCCGCCACUACAUCGGCUACAACGUCAGCUACAACUUCUGCUACUACAUCUGCAACAACGUCAGCUACCACCUCUGCUACCACUUCAGCAACAACCUCCGCUACAACCUCUGCAACAACAUCAGCUACUACACGUCGGCUACUACAUCCGCCACUACAUCAGCUACAACGUCAGCCACAACUUCUGCAACUACAUCUGCAACAACCUCAGCUACCACCUCUGCUAUCACUUCAGCAACAACCUCCGCUACAACCUCAGCAACAACAUCAGCUACUACGUCAGCCACUACAUCAGCCACAACUUCUGCAACUACAUCUGCAACAACUUCUGCCACAACAUCGGCUACUACAUCCGCCACUACAUCAGCUACAACGUCAGCCACAACUUCUGCAACUACAUCUGCAACAACCUCAGCUACCACAUCUGCUACAACAUCAGCGACAACUUCAAAUAUAAAAUGUCUGUACACUACGUUAACGACAACCAUGAAUAAGCGUAUGGUUGGUGGUUCUGACGUCACCUCCUGUACAACUCCAGGAUUUGUGCAUUUCAAACCUGAUACUUUCCCUAUUCCGAGUUGCUCGGGUAUUCUGGUUGAUGAAACGACCAUUGCCACCUCCAGGCAAUGUGCUGAGACAUGGCUCAACCCGACAUUGGACUUUCAAGACAUGUACGCUGUUAUUGGAGAAUACAACACCUUUGCUGAUGGGGAAGAUGCCUCUCAACAGCAGAUCACAAUACCUCGGUAUACCACUCUCACCGCCUCCGGAUCCGGAGAACUGUACCUGCUGACACUUUCCACUGCCGUCACCUUCGGAGCGGAAUGUAGUCUGCCAGCCUGCAUCCCCACUGCCGACAUGAACAUCGACUGGAGCACAUGCAAGGCAGUGAGCUCAGGGGGUGGAAUGGGAGGAGCACCGAAUAUCUAUGUUCAAGAAGGUUCAGUUACAAGGGACACAUCCUGCACUGGAGAUCAACUCUGUACCACAGGAUCAAUCGACACGUGUGACUUUGAUGUGGGCGGUCCCAUGAUAUGCACAGAGGCAGACACCUUGGAGACUAUUACAGUCGGUCUGAUCAACUCCAGCGAAGGAACGUGCGAUGGCACCCUCGACUACAGCAUUGAAUACGUCAGUCUACUGACCGACUCUUCCUACAACCAGUAUCUGCCUAAGUACGGACAAUAGCGACUUCCGGCGUGUACUGACAUGCGCAAUGUAGUCUCAACUAACGAUACGUGUUUGUACGAAACAGAGUAUUGUUUCAUUUCGUGUAGGUCCAUCGUUCUAAUAUACGCAUUUUCGGUAAAAUUACACGAUCAAUAUAACAAUGAACAAUAUGAAGAUAGCUGCUUCAUUGAGUUUGGCCAUUUUCUGAUAUUAUAAGCAUGCUAAUGCAUUGCGCUGUCAUGCCAUACAAACAGAUUUGUCCAUGGACUUUGAGAAAUUUACUAGUGACAGUGUUGUUGAUUCACAUGGUGUUAAAUUGAUAGGUCCUUCGAACAGAAUAAAAUAUUUCAUGAUCAUGGUCGUGAAUUUUUAAAAAAGGCAAUAUUUCCGCUUUAUGGCGGCGGUCAUAAUCGAAUCUUGACUAGUCAAGCUAGUGCUCAUGACUUCGAUCAAUCGAUUAUUUAAAGACCACCACCAUAUACAUGAACUAUUGCUGAGUGCGGCGUAAAAUAAUUAAAAAAAACAAAAAUAGGAUGUCAAACUCCGCUUCUAGAAGAAUUUGGGUUUUUUCUUCACACAUUUAGACUGCAUACAAGAACGAACUGAGUCACGUUGCACAUAGUAAAGGAUCCAAUAUAAUGCAACGUCAUGUUAUUGCUUUGCAUUAAUUACAUGAUUAACAUGAUGCGCCAACAUGUCACUGUGAGAGCAAACCUAUGAAAAUAAAAUAUGCAAUCAA
Haliotis rubra (blacklip abalone) is the source of this 3913-nucleotide messenger RNA. RefSeq names its product platelet binding protein GspB-like. NCBI's taxonomy places the organism in Eukaryota, Metazoa, Mollusca, Gastropoda, Lepetellida, Haliotidae. The record is from RefSeq and is a predicted model, not a curated record. Bases 1 to 3192 code for a protein of 1063 amino acids. The transcript is spliced from 15 exons. Gene Ontology annotation, biological process: proteolysis. Gene Ontology annotation, molecular function: serine-type endopeptidase activity.